AUGCCCUUCUUAAUGCCUAUCAAUACAUCCGCUGCACCAAGAAGAUCUCCAAGCCCGCGUGACCUAUCACUACACGUACACCGUCAUGGACACUGCUGGUGGUGGGUGGUGGUGGUGAGUGGUGGGUCCUCCAUUUACUUUGGUCCAAAGGAAGGACCUGUCCCUGCAGAAUCUGCCACUCGACCAUCACCUUCCCGGGAAACACCACACCACCCAUCAGACCGUCGACCAGGUGAACCAUCAGACCGUCGACCAGGUGAACCAUCAGACCGUCGACCAGGUGAUUGGAUUGUGUAUGGAGGUGAACUAUCAGACCGUCGACCAGGUGAACCAUUAGACCAUCGACCAGGUGAACCAUCAGACCGUCAACCAGGUGAACCAUUAGAUCGUCAAACAGGUGAACCAUCAGACCGUCGACCAGGUGAACCAUCAGAUCGUCGACCAGGUGAUUGGAUUGUUUAUGGAGGUGAACCAUCAGACCGUCGACCAGGUGAACCAUCAGACCGUCGACCAGGUGAACCAUCAGAUCGUCGCCCAGGUGAACCAUCAGAUCGUCAACCAGGUGAACCAUCAGAUCGUCGACCAGGUGAACAAUCAGACCAUCGACCAGGUAAACCAUCAGACCGUCGACCAGGUGAACCAUCAGACCAUCGACCAGGUGAGCCAUCAGACCUUCGACCAGGCGAACCAUCAGACCGUCGACUAGGUGAACCAUCAGAUCGUCGACCAGGUGUACCAUCAGACCAUCGACCAGGUAAACCAUCAGACCGUCGACCAGGUGAACCAUCAGACCAUCGACCAGGUGAGCCAUCAGACCUUCGACCAGGUGAACCAUCAGACCGUCGACCAAGUGAACCAUCAGACCUUCGACCAGGUGAACCAUCAGACCGUCGACUAGGUGAACCAUCAGAUCGUCGACCAGGUGUACCAUCAGACCAUCGACCAGGUGAACCAUCAGACCGUCGACCAGGUGAACCAUCAGACCGUCGACCAGGUGAACCAUCAGACCGUCGACCAGGUGAACCGUCAGAUCGUCGACCAGGUGAUUGGAUUGUUUAUGGAGGUAAACCAUCAGACCGUCGACCAGGUGAACCAUCAAAUUAUCGACCAGGUGAACCAUCAGAUCGUCGACCAGGUGAUUGGAUUGUUUAUGAGGUGAACCAUCAGACCGUCGACCAAGUGAACCAUCAGAUCGUCGACCAGGUGCACCAUCAGACCGUCAACCAGGUGAACCAUCAGGCAGUCGACCAGGUCAUUGGAUUGUUUAUGAGUGAACCAUCAGACCGUCGACCAGGUGAACCAUCAGAUCGUCGACCAGGUGAACCAUCAGACCAUCGACCAGGUGAACCAUCAGAGCAUCGACCAGGUGAACCAUCAGAUCGUCGACCAGGUGAACCAUCAGACCGUCGACCAGGUGAACCAUCAGAUCCUCGAACGGGUGAACCAUCAGACCAUCGACCGGGUGAACCAUCAGACCCUCGACCAGGUGAACCAUCAGACCGUCGACCGGGUGAACCAUCAGACCGUCGACCAGGUGAACCAUCAGAGCGUCGACCAGGUGAACCAUCAGAGCGUCGACCAAGUGAACCAUCAGACUCGUAGACUCCGCCGUGCACGACCACUAUACCCGAAGGCUUGACGUGCGCGGUAGUAUUGACACGCGCCGUACACACAGGUAUUCCACACAUCACUCUGAGGCACACAAGGACAUAACACCUAUUAUCUACCGGACAAGUGUGGGUCGUGACGAAGGCCCCAUACAGGAGCGUCCCCACGUUAGUAGCGGGGAAGAGCGACCCGCGCCACACCAUAUCUC
Molecule: messenger RNA, 1816 nt
Organism: Homarus americanus (American lobster)
Lineage: Eukaryota; Metazoa; Arthropoda; Malacostraca; Decapoda; Nephropidae
Product: sporozoite surface protein 2-like
Exons: 2
Coding region: 1-1602 (533 amino acids)
Source: RefSeq, a predicted model, not a curated record